Messenger RNA from Malaya genurostris, 2303 nucleotides. RefSeq lists its product as uncharacterized. NCBI's taxonomy places the organism in Eukaryota, Metazoa, Arthropoda, Insecta, Diptera, Culicidae. The transcript is spliced from 10 exons. The record is from RefSeq and is a predicted model, not a curated record. Bases 490 to 2283 code for a protein of 597 amino acids. Gene Ontology annotation, biological process: autophagy. Gene Ontology annotation, cellular component: intracellular membrane-bounded organelle. Gene Ontology annotation, molecular function: protein binding.
AAACGGUAGAUUUCGCACAAUGAACUAAGAUCAACAUUACCACCUCAGAGUAAAAACUUUUUCUUAAAGUUUUACUAUGAUUUUUCAAAUGAAUUUGCCCGUUUUCAUAAGAAAUCGUUAAAAAGGUGGAGUAAUUAGAAAUUUUCCUACCGAUUUGACAGCUCUAGGUGAAAGUAUCAUCUCUAAACAAGCAGCGCCUCUACAUUUGAGUUUUGCGAAAAUAUGUCAAUACAGAUUUACAGAUUUUUCUUCUGAAAAAUGCAGAUUUAAAUGGCAACCCUGACCGUGAGUUAUAUUCAAAGAGCGUGUACGGCGGGAAGAUACAAUCUCAAAUGAUCAAAUAAAAUCGAAUAAAAAGUAGAUUACAUAUAUCUUACUAUUAUGACCAAUACGGUGAUUUGAAUAUUUUGCUACACGAUUAGCGAUGCGCACAAAUGAAGUUAUCUUGAGCAUGUGAAAUAAAAAAGAGAUAAUUCAUUUUAAGUCAACAUGACUCAGAAACGAAAUGUAAACAUUGCACGAGCAUUGGUACAUCGGGAAUCGGGAUUACACCGUAGUGGAUUUGUUGAAUUUCAUCAGAUAGCAUUACAACUGGCGGAAUACAGUAUUUUGCAGCGUUUGAGGGAAAAAGACCUUUGUAAGUCAUUAGACGAUAUUUCGAAUGAGACUGAAUCAGUAUUCAAUAUUGAGCAGAGCCAUAAUGGAUACUAUGUUGCUACUGUUCAGACAAACAAAAGUGUUAAUAUUUUUCAUGCCAGUACUAUGAACAAACUAGCUGAAUAUCAUACAAAUGAAAGGUCUGUAUGGACGUUGUCGUUCCAUCCAUCGAAUUCAAACAUAAUAGCGUUUGGGACAAUGGGAGGAAAAGUGUCUGUGUAUGUUGACGGGCAAGAAACUGCUUGGUUAGAUGAAAAAGAACCGAUUUAUUCAUUGUGCUUUCAUCCAAUGGACCACUAUUUAGUCAUUACAAGCAGAAACAAAAUUACUUUCUACGACUGGCAAAACGAUUCGAUUAUAAAUACUGGAGAGCUCAACGAUUGCAAUUGUCGUUUUAUACAAAUCACUACGAAUUCUACGCUUAUCACUGGUAUCUCUCAAACGAAAAAAUUUGAGCCGGCUGGUACAGGAAAGAAUUUGUCAUCCGUUGAACCUCAACAUCUUAUAGUAUCAUUCUUAAGAACUGUGAAUUUCAUGCUUGAUUCACUUGAACACGGUUGUACUAUCGGUAAUAGUUUCGAUGCGGAAUUAAGGAAGCAGUUCUACUUUUGGAAUCAUCUGUUAAAAACGAUUAUUAAAAAGACGAAAGAAUUGCGUUGUUUUACCUCUGUGAAAUCAGAUACCAAAUGCACGAUAUCAAAUCUCAAUACAACACUGGUUGUGCUUAACCGUAGAUUAGAUUAUUUCGAGAACAAUCGAAAAUAUUCAGAAAACCGAAUGAAAAAUCAUCUACUGCCGUUUCCUCCUGAAAGUGUGAGCGAAGACAUAAUUCAUCAAAGUUGUCUUGAACCGAUGAUAUAUUUUGAACAGAUGUGCUCUAAGUAUGUGGAGCAAUGCCACAGUGUGUAUAUAAGAUAUAUUUUUGAACUAUCCGAUGUUAAAAAUAUAUUGUUCAAAAUCACGAAAUUAUAUUUUGAGUACGGCUUUAAGUGUUCCUUAGUAGAAACUCUAUCGCGAACCGAAGUUUCAGUGAAUAAUGACAUCUUUCGACGAAACCUGUCACAUAACCAGUGUAUACUUCAAGGAUGGGAUUUGAAUAGCAAUGAUGCAAACGAUCUUCCAGAUUUCAGGGAAGAUUGGAAAAAUGUGAUAUCGAUUUGCUCAAUAACCACUGAUUCGAAUGUUUCGAUUUCAAAAUGUGAACGUUAUAUUGCUUCUGUCCGACUAAAAGCUGUAAAAGAAUUGGAAGUACGUAGUUUGAACAAAGCCAACUUUGGUGAAUGCAUGUUUGUGUUCAGAUUUGUUACUGACUUCGUGUCGCUUUCUUUCUCACCUUCUGGUCGAUAUGUGGUGAUAGGUUUGCGUUGCAGAAAGCGGCUAAAAUUUGCGUAUAUAUUGGAUAAAGAUACAAAAUGGAAAAUAGGUGUUAAUUUCUGUCUUGAUCUCAAUGAAACCGAAAACCAGCAGUCAGAUUCAUCCACUCCGAAUGAUCGAGUAGGAUUGAAGCUAAGUCUUCCAAAAGAACCGUUCAACUAUAAAGAAAUCAAUUGCAUAAAGUGGGCAACGCUUCCGGGUUAUGGUUUCUUUGUUGGAUUGAAAUCAAAAUUUGUACAAAUUUGUAGAUGACUCUUCUUCGAAAUGACAAA